AUGGCUUUCAAAUACGUUGCUCUGUUCGCGCUGAUCGCUGUGGCCAGUGCCCAGCACUACCAGCAGUACCAGCAGCCUCAGUACCAUCACCAGCCACAGGAGUACCAUCACUACCAGCCGCAGCAGGUCGUGUACAAGCAGCCGGCGCUGGUUAAAACUGUCCAGCCUGCCCUGCUGAAGACUGUCCAGCCUACCCUGGUCAAGACCGUCAAGCACGUCGAGUAUCCCGAUGCCCCGGCCGAGUACCAGUUCGCCUACGAAGUGCACGAUGACCACACCGGAGACGUCAAGAGCCAGCAGGAGGAGCGCCACGGAGAUGUCGUCAAGGGUCAGUACACCCUGAUCGAUGCCGACGGAUACCGACGCGUGGUUGAGUACACCGCCGACGACCACAACGGAUUCAACGCCGUCGUCCGCCGGGAACCCGUCGAGGGCCACAAGCUGGUGAAGGCCGUCGUCCCGGUCGCCAAGGUGGUUGCCCCGGUCGCCAAGGUGUACGCCGCCCCGACCGUCACGAAGGUGUUCGCCCCGCAGCCAGUGCACCAGCACUACCAGCCGGCUCCGGUGCACCAGUACUACCAGGCUCCGGCUCCGGCCAAGGUGUACGCCCCGGUCGCUAAACUGGCUCUUCCCGCCGUCGCUAAGGUGGCCGUCCCGGUCGCCAAGGUAGCCUACGCUCCUCACCACGAGGCCGUCAACCACGUCCAGUUCCACGGACCAUCCAGCAACUACAACUACUGA
This is a messenger RNA of Anopheles coustani, 741 nucleotides long. RefSeq names its product pupal cuticle protein Edg-84A-like. The transcript is spliced from 2 exons. The coding region runs from base 1 to 741 and encodes 246 amino acids. Lineage: Eukaryota; Metazoa; Arthropoda; Insecta; Diptera; Culicidae. Gene Ontology annotation, cellular component: extracellular matrix. The record is from RefSeq and is a predicted model, not a curated record.